Messenger RNA from Nothobranchius furzeri (turquoise killifish), 6447 nucleotides. RefSeq names its product nuclear receptor subfamily 3, group C, member 2 (gene nr3c2). NCBI's taxonomy places the organism in Eukaryota, Metazoa, Chordata, Actinopteri, Cyprinodontiformes, Nothobranchiidae. Gene Ontology annotation, molecular function: zinc ion binding; estrogen response element binding; nuclear receptor activity. The record is from RefSeq and is a predicted model, not a curated record. Gene Ontology annotation, biological process: regulation of transcription by RNA polymerase II; nuclear receptor-mediated steroid hormone signaling pathway. Gene Ontology annotation, cellular component: nucleus; chromatin.
ACCUGCGCGGUGAGCCCCUCCUCCCCCCUUCCUCGUUGCGGUAGGAGGGUCCAUGUGCACAGGAUGACGUCGCUCUGACUGCAAGUCCGACCGACUCCUCCGUUUGUUUUUAUUACUCUUUUAUUUUGUUUGUUUGUUUGUUUUUGUAAAUGCACCACCCCCCAUCCUCCUCCUCCUCUCCAGAUCUGCGCGACCUGACAGCCCUCAUGUGAGAUUAUGUGUCGCUGUCGGCCGGACCCAUUGCUGUGGCUCGUCCUGGUUAGGAGCAGCAGCUCGCUGUGUGGAGGAUUACUAGUGAUAAUGCGCAGCAGACUUCUCCUCCAGUGUGUCUAGCUGUCAAACUGACAGCUCUGUGUUGGAAACAGUAGACGGAGCACAUUUCCUCAUAUUUAUUCACUUAGUUUGACCUGUCUUGUUUUUUCCCCCCUCUUGGAUUAACGCUACCCAGCAACACAGCCACCUGACAACUCUGAAUGUCGUAAUUAAGAUGAAUCAAUGAGUGAGAAAUGGAGACUAAAGGGUACCAAAGCUUUUUCGAUGGCGGCGACUCUGAGAAUAAAUGGUCUCAAUCCCCCAGCACCAUGGAGUACUGCCGCAGCACUGAGGAUUCGAGUCUGACCAGCAGCGAUAUCCUGAUGGACAUGGUCAACGUCAGCUGCCCUGCUGGAAGCCCGACUGCUGACAUUAAAGACAAUAAGACCAAGAAGCAGGAGCAGCCAAUGCCCCAACUCAGCCAGAACCAGCCAUUUGUUCUCCCACACUUCAACAAUUCCCUGCUUGGUCAUAAGCGGGAAAUGGACUCCAAGGAACUUUCCAAGACUGUGGCUGAGUCGAUGGGCCUGUAUAUGAACGCUGCCAGGGAGGCUGACUUUGCUUUUAGCCAACACGGAGGCAGCACAGGAAAGCUUUAUCCUGCUUGUGGACGACCUCUAGAAGAAAACCAAUGUGGCUCCAAAAAGAGCUCUAAGUCACAGGCGUUUGGUUUCCAGCAGACUAGCACCAAUCCCAGAGAAUGCACCACUGGGACUCCAGUUAGCUCAGCAUCUAUGCUUGCUUCCUCUCUGUCCUGCAGUCCCAAAACCUCCAGCUGCAUUUCCAGCCCUGGAGGGAGUAACAAUAUGGUGUCGUCUACCACCAGUCCUCCCACAUGCUUUGGACCACUAUGCUCCUCUGCCAGUAGUCCUGGAAGCCAGACUUCAUGCGCAGCAACUCUGGCCAACAUCAAGCGGAGGAAUUCAGCCACGUGUAGCCCUGUGGAGUCCAGCACAGUUGGGUCACCGCCACUCACCAGCCCCCUUAAUGUCAUGAGGUCCCCCAUGUCCAGCCCUCAGAGCAUGAGCAGUGUGAGAUCUCCAUCUUGCAGCACAACGUGCAACAUUAGGUCAUCGGUUUCAAGCCCUACAGGUGUCAGCUGUACGGGCACAGCCAAUAACAGUAGACCCUCCAUCUCCAGUCCUGCCACAGGGGGCCCUAUGUCUAUCAGCAGUCCAGAGAAUCCCUCCUCUACUGGGUUUCCGGUGUCUAGUCCUGCUGGUGGACUGGGUUUAGUGCAGAAUGACACUAACAGCCCAGAAGCAGCAGGGAUAGCUAAAGACACGGACUUCAAGAGCUUUGAGUUCCCCAAAGUAGAGAUGGUGGAUGGGGAAGUGUUCAGCGUUGGUUUAGACCAGAUGGGCAUGGUGAAGUACAUUAAGAAUGAGCCUGGAACGGACUUCAGGAGCAUGUGUUUAGGCAGCUCCAAUUGUAACACAAGCUGCACACCUUUUGUCACACAGAUCAAGACUGAACCAAACAAAAACGAAGAGUGUAUGAAUCAGCAGCCCUAUGGUGAGCAGUCACCAUCUCUUGGUCUCUUCCCUGCUUCUGAGACAACAUAUCUGUCCCUGAGGAAUAACAUCGAUGAAUACAGUCUUUCUGGGAUCUUGGGACCCCCUGUGUCCUCUGUGAAUGGGAACUAUGAGGCCGACAUGUUUUCCAGCAUCAUGUCUAAAGGGGUUAAGCAGGAGUCCACCGAUGGCAGCUAUUACCAGGAGAAUAACAGCAUGUCAGCAUCCGCCAUUGUUGGAGUUAAUUCCGGAGGACACUCGUUCCAUUACCAGAUUGGAGCGCAGGGAACAAUGUCAUUCACCCGGCACAAUGUCAGGGACCAGUCCAACCCAUUGUUGAAUCUAAUUUCACCUGUGACGGCAUUAAUGGAGUCGUGGAAAUCUCGACCAGGCAUGUCACAGGGGUCUCUAUCGAGCAGAGGUGAGGGAUACUCGGGCCAGAACUGCAUCACUGACAGCAUUUCCAGCUCACCGCUCAGACAACCUUCCUCCACAGUCAAAGUGUGCCUGGUCUGUGGAGACGAGGCAUCGGGGUGUCACUACGGUGUCGUGACAUGCGGGAGCUGCAAAGUCUUCUUCAAAAGAGCCGUGGAAGGUCAGCACAAUUACCUGUGUGCUGGGAGGAAUGACUGUAUCAUUGACAAGAUUCGAAGGAAAAACUGUCCGGCGUGUCGUGUACGGAAGUGUCUCCAGGCUGGGAUGAACCUUGGAGCACGGAAAUCUAAGAAGCUGAAGCUGAAGGGAGUCAGCGAGGACCUGCAGAGCUCUAAGGAGGGUCAGAUAGCCGCGGGCGGCGUUGGAAGCAGCUACCUGUCCUCAGAAAAGGAGCUGAACCCCAGCCCCACCAACGCCUUAGUGCCCCACGGGCCGGGGGUAGUUACGCCUUUCCUGCCCCCCUCCAUCAGCAGUGUGUUGGAGCUGAUUGAGCCUGAGGACGUGUACUCCGGCUACGACAACACGCAGGCCGACACGACCGACCACCUGCUGUCUAGCCUCAACCGCCUGGCUGGGAAGCAGAUGGUAUGCAUGGUGAAGUGGGCCAAAGUACUUCCAGGUUUUCGGGGCCUGCCCAUUGAGGACCAAAUCACGCUGAUCCAGUACUCGUGGAUGUGUCUGUCCACCUUCUGCCUCAGCUGGCGCUCCUACAAACACACCAACGGACAGAUGCUCUACUUCGCUCCUGAUCUCAUCUUUAACGAGGAUCGCAUGCGGCAGUCUGCCAUGUAUGACUUGUGUCUGGGCAUGAGGCAAGUCAGCCAGGAGUUUGUUCGACUGCAGCUGACGUACGAUGAGUUCCUGUCCAUGAAGGUCCUCCUACUUCUCAGCACAGUUCCCAAAGAGGGUCUGAAGAACCAGGCAGCGUUCGAGGAGAUGAGGGUUAAUUACAUCAAGGAGCUCCGACGUUCUGUUGGGAAAGCGACCAAUAACUCAGGCCAAACCUGGCAGCGCUUCUUCCAGCUCACCAAGCUGCUGGACGCCAUGCACGAUCUCGUGGGGAACUUGUUGGACUUCUGUUUCUACACCUUUCGUGAGUCACAGGCCUUGAAAGUGGAAUUCCCUGAAAUGUUGGUGGAGAUCAUUAGCGACCAGAUACCAAAGGUGGAGUCGGGUCUCACUCAUACCAUCUUUUUCCACAAGAAGUGACUCAGCUGACACUGGAAGUGGCAUUUAGAGAAAAAAAAAAUGAAAAUCAAAACUGUAAGAGAGGAUAAUGAAGAACGGGAAAGGAAUAAAAAGUGCAAGAAAGGCCUGACCUGAUGGCCCUUGCCCUGUCGCCCUGUAUGCCAACGUCCUCGUCUAGGAUGGCAAAGGUUUGGUGAUGUGGAGAUAGAUGGAUUUGACCCCGAAGACAUCGUAAGCUUUGCAGAGCUGUGAAUCGUUGGAGAAGUUGCGCACGACUUGUGACAAAAGAGACCAGAUGUACACCCAUGCAACCCAGCCCCAAAGAUAACAGUAUUUUCUAAGGAGAUUAAGCCAUAAGUCACUUUGAAUGCAUUAGGUACAUAGGUUUCAUUUACAGAAGAGGAAAAUUGAUACACUUCUGUCCACAUGCACUUCACAUGCAUAAAAAUCCAAAUUGCUUACAAAUCUAGCAAAAGAUUUUUGCAAAUAUAUUAAAUCCAGCUUAUGCAGACUUAAAAAAAUAACAGCACUAGGAAAUAAAUAUGCCAAUACUAAUUUUAGCUUUGCAGUGUAGCAGCAAUACUGCAGCGCAAAGCAGUGGCACAGGAUUUUCACACCACAGGAUAUCCCAAAGGGCUAUACAAAUAUCAUCAUAAGCUAAAUAUUUACAAGUUUGAAUCUUAAAUCUGGAUCAUAACAGUCAUUAUUAGCAUUUACAGUUUGUUACAUGUAUAAAAAAGUUUAGUGGAACAAUCAAAGCUAAUAUGCAAAAGUCCUAAGCUUAACAUGUCUCUCCAGUGUAAAGAAGGCUUGCACACAAAACUCCAAUGUCACAGUUUAAAGAGAUGGUGUGUUUUAGUGUUUUCCUUUCUGCAGAAACAAACAAAAAAAAAACAAUUUUUUAAAGUGUUGCAGGAUGAAACAAUGCAUUUACAGGAACAAUUGCAGCGGGAAUCAGCUGAUAAUGGAUUUGACUGAGGUGCGUCUAUAGUAAUAGCUGUCAUUUGUGUUAUCUCCAGAGCAGCUGUUCAAAUGUCUGUUUUUACCUGCAAUGAGGCAAAACCAGCCCUUAUGACACUCUUCCCAGAAAUAAUAAUAAAAGCAUUUUAUAAAUAAAUAAAAAAACCUCAAAAAAAUGCUGCAAAGGUUUAGUUUUUGACCGUUUUACAUUAAGGUGCUUCGUUUCUACAAAAGCCAGGCGAGACGUGACAUGUACAGUAACUAGUAGACAGCUCACACAUACGCUAUAUGGACACAACGUUUAAACACAUACUCUGUAAAGUUCAUAGUACCCAAAAAACGGCAUUACUCCACAGUGCUUACAGCUAAUACCAGACAAAUAUGUACAGCUAUUAACAACAAUGUUUUAUUUAGCUGUUGUACAGAAGAUGUUCUAUGGUUGAUGGAUGCUUGAUGAAAACCAAUUAUUGUUUCACUUUUCCCAAAUGAUAGUCAUAUCUUAUUUUUCGGCCCAAAUUCGACUAUUUUCAGUAGUCUUCUGGACUUUUUCUUUGUCUCACACCCCAUAGGUCGCUGGAUGUUUGUGAGAAACUACCAUGAUGCUACUGAGAAGCAACACAGUCGGCGGGAAAGAUAACAUGUGGGGGAGUUGUGAAUAUUGUGCCCUGUAAGUGUGUAUUUACAUGUGUGUAUGUAUGGCCAUGUUUGUAUAUGUUUUUUUUUUCUUCUUUUGCCCAAGUGUGUGAAUAGUUUAUCUGCUCUUUCAGCGUAGAUAUUUUGGAUACAUGUAAUAGAUUUUGCCACAUCCUAUUUAUCAUGCUUAGAUUUGCACAGAAGCAGGGAAACAAUGUGACAUGAGGCAUUAGCGCAGCUAGCAGGAAUUCUUUGCUUCUUAAAGCAACUGUGAUAACAGGGAGAGAACUUCCACAUGGUGACCUGGCCUAAAGUUAAACAACAUGACAUUAGUAACACAGCACGGCACUAGCGUGCUGCAAUGGUGGCCUGAGCUCCCAACGACAACACUGCUCCAUGCUUUUAGCUCUUCUCUGUGUGUGGAGUCGUUUGGGAAUUGAGACAAAAGCUCGAAAAUGGAGAAAAUAAUUAAGAUUGUGUGACUUUAAUUUCUUUGUGACUUUAAUUUCUUAGAGAACAGGUAGAUGAAGGUGCGUUAACUUCACCAUCUGAACCUAUUAGAUCAGUUAGCAUGGGGACCUUUUUCCUCUCUUCUGUUAGCAUUAGGAGCGGAAAUGCUAACGUUAGCACUUUUAGCAGCUAUGUUUUCCCUCUGCAAUAAGUAUAGGACAAUAUCUAAUCAAUAACACUUCAUGUUACACUCAGUCUUUGCUGUGUCAUUUCGCUAAUCUCUCACUCUUUAUUUUGCCAUCUGUUGGUUUAAUUUUUAAAGUCUACAACUAAACAUCUAAACAGUACGUAGAAUGAAUGGGAAAGUAUUUUUGAGAGAAUUAUAUUUUGCUGAAAAACAAUUAUUUAAGUACUUUGUCUAAAAUGAUAUCCUUUUUUGUAAAAUGAAAUGUAAUUGCAUGCUUUUUUUGACAAGAUGUUUACAUGUAUUUAAAAAAGGGAAACUUGUGCCUUUUUUUAAUCUCACCUGAUUUACAGUUUUACAGUAUAUAUUGUAAAUAAUACUGUAAAUAAUACAGCAAGUCCUUAUGUUGAGUAAAGUAUAAAACAUUUCUACUUUAAACAUCUUGUUAAUUAUUGGAGAGAGAGAAAAAAAUGUGUUUCCCACUCGCCGUGUCCUGUUGGUCGGGUUACAGAGGAGUAAACGUUGGCCGCAGGAUGGGCCAAACAGAGAAAUGAAUGUAUCAUACGUACGUGAGAGAUUUAUGGAAAUUACGCCCGGAAUGUUAGAAAGAGUACAUUUAUGAUCUACUUACUGAUUAAAUGUUUUAUUUUUUGAUUGUGCUUUUUUUAUUAUUUGAUUUUAUUUGUUGCAUCGUUGUUCACUCAAAAUGAUAAUCAAAUGCACCUUUUUUCGUUAUUUUGUAACGAGAUGUAUUAAAGUGAUGGAUCCUUA